AUGUAUGAUCGGGCUCCCCGCUUGCUCAGAUUGGCUGAGGGUGGCAGCACUGAGGCCCAUGUGGGUCCUGGGUCCUACCAGGUACCCUUCCUGAAGCAGCAGGUUACAGGUGGCUAUGCACCAUUCCUUUCUUUGGCUUCCAGAGAAAGUUCUUUUACUGUUGCUUGUAACACUGAGAAAACUCUUCCAGGUCCAGGACACUAUAAUGUUUCAGAAGUACAGCAUAAUAUUAAAGGAGGCCAUAGUCUACAAUACUGGGAGAAACGUUUUCAGAAGUUUGUUUCAGAUAGUCCAGGACCUGCAAGCUAUGAUCACAUUUAUCCUGGAACACUAGAGAUCACGAACAGACAGACAGUUUCAAGAGCACCUCCAGUUUCUAGAAGUGUUGAUGUUCCUUUGAUUCCUUCUUUUGGUUGGUCAUAUGGUUACCAUAUUAAUGAGGAUGGCACAAUUACAAAACAUUCUCCUCCACCUAGUGACAGCACACUAGGUCCAGCAUACUACAAACCUCAGUAUGAUGUUUUCAAUGCAACUUUGAAAUACAAAGGGAUACAUUUUGGCAACUCUUUAGGAAGACGAGAGCUACCUAGAAAGUCAGGGCCUGGUCCUGGACAGUAUGAUAUUGUCCAGGAAAAAGUAUCACAUUAUGAAAAUAUUAACAUCAAGAAAGAGCAACAGCAAAAUUAUUGCUCAUUUCUCCCACGUUUUUAUGAACUAAUAGUAUUGCAGGAAGAAAAAAAGGGAGUACCUGGGCCUGGAAGAUAUGACAUUAAAAGUCAGUUUCAGAAGACUGAAAGUAAGACACCAAAUGUAAAUGAUGCAUCCCCUGCUUUUCUUUCUCCAUCCCAGAGAUUUGUACCUUUGAAAUCAAUCACCCCAGCUCCUGGCACUUACAAUGAAAUUCGAACUGCUCUCAAGUCCUUGAAGAAAGCAUCAGGACUGAAAAAUACCCCAUUUGGUCAAAGUACUGCUCGAUUCACACAGGAUUCCAGGACAGAGGAAAUACCAGGUCCUGGGUUUUAUAAUAUCCUAAACAGUACUAUAAUUGACAACUUUAGAAAUACCUGCUUGAAGAAACAAAAGAAAAGUGCAUUUGGGUCCUCUGUUCCUUGAACUUUCUUCCUUGUUCACAAAGAAGCAUAUACUACUCCUGGGCCUCCUGAUUAUCAGGUUAGUGGAAUUUCUGAUGAACUACCUAACUUGACUAACCGGUAUGCUGCUUUCUUGUCAAGAACAGCAAGAACUGCUAAACUAUUGGAUAUGGAUACUCCAGCACCAGGCAGCUAUGAUGUUCAAAGCUCAUACGAUACGUCACAGGGUAAACGUAAAUACAUGCCUCCCCGUAGUUUGGUGGCUAAAAGAAAACACACCUCCUUUCUUAGUGCAACUCCUCGGUGCAUGGAAAAAAUGAUCGAUGGGCCAGGACCCACAACAUACAAUCCUGUUUUAAAGAAAUCUUGCCGCAUACCUUUAUUUGUUAAAGCAUCAAAGUGUUUUGAAGAUCCUAAGGAGAUUACUCCUGGUCCAGCGACAUAUGAGCCUCUUCAACAGCAGUUAUAUAUGUAA
Molecule: messenger RNA, 1566 nt
Organism: Choloepus didactylus (southern two-toed sloth)
Lineage: Eukaryota; Metazoa; Chordata; Mammalia; Pilosa; Megalonychidae
Gene: STPG2
Product: sperm tail PG-rich repeat containing 2
Source: RefSeq, a predicted model, not a curated record